Molecule: messenger RNA, 1531 nt
Organism: Rhinolophus ferrumequinum (greater horseshoe bat)
Lineage: Eukaryota; Metazoa; Chordata; Mammalia; Chiroptera; Rhinolophidae
Gene: TM6SF2
Product: transmembrane 6 superfamily member 2
Exons: 10
Coding region: 99-1229 (376 amino acids)
Biological process (GO): regulation of lipid metabolic process; lipid homeostasis
Cellular component (GO): endoplasmic reticulum membrane; endoplasmic reticulum-Golgi intermediate compartment membrane
Source: RefSeq, a predicted model, not a curated record
UGGGUCCUUGGCAACCUCCAGCCCAGACGCGCCGCCGCCGAGGAGCGGAGCACCCUGGAGGUCGCGCGGGGCCGAGCUGGGGUCCCGGCGCCGCCGCUAUGGACAUCCCGCCGCUGGCGGGCAAGAUAGCGGCUCUGUCGCUCGGCGCGGUCCCCGUGUCCUAUGCGCUCAACCACGUCUCGACGCUCUCGCACCCCCUAGGGGUGGCCUUGAUGAGUGCCCUGAUCCUGGGUCUGCUCUUCUUGGCAAUCUACAGUUUGUCCCGCGGGGAGAUCUACUACGACCCACUCUAUGCUGUGUUUGCCGUCUUUGCCUUCACCUCGGUGGUGGACCUCCUUAUUGCUCUCCAGGAAGAUGGCUACCUGAUGGGCUUCAUGGAGUUCUACACUAAGGAGGGCGAGCCGUACCUGCGCACCUCGCACGGAAUCUACAUCUGCUACUGGGAUGGCACCGUUCACUACCUCCUGUACCUGGCCAUGGCCGGCGCCAUCCGCAGAAGGAUGAGAUACCGGAACCUUGGACUGUACUGGCUGGGGUCUUUUGUCAUGAGCAUCCUGGUAUUCCUCCCAGGAAACAUCCUUGGGAAAUACAGCUCAGAGAUCAGACCUGCCUUUUUCCUCACCAUCCCAUACUUGCUGGUCCCAUGCGUGGCUGGCCUGAGUGUCUUCAAACAGUCCCAGGUGCCAACCUGCUGCAACCCCAAUGUGGUGCAGGAGGAGCAAAAAAGGAGCCUCCUACAGCGCCCAGCUGACCUGGCCCUCGUCAUAUACCUCAUCCUUGCUGGGUUCUUCACCCUCUUCCGGGGCCUUGUGGUUCUCGACUGCCCCACAGAUGCCUGCUUUGUCUAUAUCUAUCAAUAUGAACCAUACCUGCGGGACCCUGUGGCCUACCCAAAGGUGCAGAUGCUGGUGUACAUGUUCUAUGUACUGCCUUUCUACGGCCUGGCUGCCUAUGCUCUCAUCUUCCCUGGCUGUUCCUGGCUGCCUGACUGGACCUUGGUGUUCGCUGGAGCCAUCGGCCAGGCGCAGUUCUCACACAUGGGUGCCUCCAUGCACCUGCGCACACCCUUCACCUACCGUGUGCCCGAGGAUGCCUGGACCUGCUUCUUCAUAUGCAACCUGCUGUAUGCACUGGGCCCCCACCUGCUGGCCUGCCGCUGCCUGCUGUGGCCCUCCUUCUUCCUGCGCCUUUCCCCCAGCCCCCCAUCCCUCCACAAAAAGCAGCACUGAGGGGGCUGUGGGACUCCCCAGGACUCCAUUUACACACCCAGCCGGCCCUGCCUCCCAAAGGGUGGGUUGGGAUUUUUAGAGGCAGGAGGUAUAUCCCUGGUUUCUUUGGUCCUGGCUGUGAUGGUUUCAAGGCCAGCUGGUGGGAUGGGAGACCCAAGGGCCAGGUGUUCUGGCACAGAGGGGGCCACAGCCAUGCUCAGCUGUCACCAAUCCCCAACCCUCAUGGAUUCUUCUACUCCCUCCCAGAAUUUACCCAUUACCCCCAUGAAUCCUUUUAGUAAAAGCCCAUUUGAUGCCUAAAA